UUCUAAAGUCAUGAAAAUUUUUACUGUGAUUCUUGUUCUUACUAUCAUAUCUUUUGGAGUUAUAACUCCUAUUAAUGCUGGAGAUGUAAUCCGAUACAAUAUGACUCUCGGUUUCAGUAAUCAAUUAACUGGUACUUAUGAGACUGGAUAUUGUUUCUGUACAGAUAGUGCAGGCGGAUGCUGUCCAGAUGGGACACUGGAUUCAAAUGUUCCAAGAAGAAGAGUAAUGACAAUAUAG
Entrophospora candida is the source of this 238-nucleotide messenger RNA. Lineage: Eukaryota; Fungi; Glomeromycota; Glomeromycetes; Entrophosporales; Entrophosporaceae. The record is from the annotation of a GenBank genome assembly.